AUGACAAGACAUGACCCAGACACGGCCAUAAACCUGGAACUGAGUGCAGUUCACACCUCCACCCCCAUCCUCUCCUACCCCAUCACCCCUCAGUUCACACCUCCACCCCCAUCCUCUCCUACCCCAUCACCCCUCAUGCCAUACCUCCACCCCGGCCCACCCUCCUUUGAAGAGUUUCUGCAGUUUGAACUGUGGUCACCUGAGGACCAUCAGAUGUGUGAGCAAGCGCAGCAGGAGCCCGUGUCUCUGGCCCAGAUGAAAAGGGUAUCAGUGGUGCUGGUGGACUGUUGUAGACCACAAGGACAGCGAGGGACGGACCUGCAGAUGCUGACCAAUGGAGAUGCAGAACAGCCCGAGACCAUUGUUGAAGGGAUCGCAAAUGGGAAGAGUUUCAAGAUGGGGUCAGAUCUCAACCCACAUCAGACAACACAUACUGGACAGAAGCCAUAUCACUGUUCAGAUUGUGGAAAGACUUUUACCCAGACAUCGGGUCUCAAGGUACACCAGAGGAUCCAUACUGGAGAAAAGCCAUAUCAUUGUUCAGAGUGUGGAAAGACUUUCAGAACAAUCUCAGCUCUUACUGACCAUCAGAGAAGAACACAUACUGGAGUAAAGCCAUAUCAGUGUUCAGAUUGUGGAAAGUCUUUUAUUCAGACAAGUGAAGUCCAGACUCACCAGAGGAUCCAUACUGGGGAAAAGCCAUAUCAUUGUUCAGAUUGUGGAAAGACUUUCAGAACAAACUCAGCCCUUACUACCCACCAGAGAACACAUACUGGAGUAAAGCCAUGUCAUUGUUCAGAGUGUGGAAAGUCUUUCAGAACAAACUCAGCCCUUACUACCCACCAGAGAACACAUACUGGAGUAAAGCCGUGUCAUUGUUCAGAGUGUGGAAAGACUUUUAUUAAGACAAGUGAACUCAAGGUUCACCAGAGGAUCCAUACUGGGGAAAAGCCAUAUCUGUGCACUACAUGUGGUAAGUCCUUCAGGCAGAUCAAUCACCUGAAGGGACACCAGAAAAUCCAUACUGGGGAAAAAGAAAAGCCAUAUCUGUGCACUACAUGUGGUAAGUCCUUCAGGCAAAUCAAUCACCUGAAGGGACACCAGAAAAUCCAUACUGGAGAAAAGUCCUAUCAGUGUGCUACUUGUGGGAAGAGUUUCAGAACCAGCAGCGACCGUACUGUCCAUCAGAGGAUCCAUACUGGGGAAAAGCCAUAUCUGUGCACUACAUGUGGUAAGUCCUUCAGUCAAAGCAGCGCUCUCAAGACACACCAGAAGUUCCAUACUGGAGAAAAGCCAUAUCACUGUUCAGAUUGUGGAAAGACUUUUACUCUGGCAUUUUGUCUCAAGGUGCACCAGAGGAUACAUACUGGAGAAAAGCCCUAUCAUUGUUCAGAGUGUGAAAAUACUUUCAGAACAAGCUCAGCUCUUACGGUCCAUCAGAAGAGAACACAUACUGGAGAAAAGUCAUAA
Messenger RNA from Alosa sapidissima (American shad), 1470 nucleotides. RefSeq names its product zinc finger protein 501-like. Gene Ontology annotation, molecular function: DNA-binding transcription factor activity, RNA polymerase II-specific; RNA polymerase II cis-regulatory region sequence-specific DNA binding. The transcript has 6 exons. Lineage: Eukaryota; Metazoa; Chordata; Actinopteri; Clupeiformes; Clupeidae. Gene Ontology annotation, biological process: regulation of transcription by RNA polymerase II. The record is from RefSeq and is a predicted model, not a curated record. The coding region runs from base 1 to 1470 and encodes 489 amino acids.